AUGACUUGCAAAUUCAAAGAUCCAGCAGCGACCCGUGGUUCGGUUAGAACUUUUCAGGCUGUAGUUCAUGAAAAAACGUAUAACAGAUUCGCUUUGACUUGCACUGUCGCUAGGCUUUUUGUAGGGAAAAGGAAUGGCGACAGUGACAAGAAAACCGUCAGGCGUUACGGGCUCAUCGGUCUCAUGCCUAAGUUGCCGGCGGAGGAUCCUUUCAAAGAGGAUGAUACUAUUACUAGCCGGUUUUACGUGUUCAAGGAAUCGGAGCUUCAAGAGAAAGACUGGAUUCGUCUGUAUUUGGAGCUUGCGGUCGCCACAAGCAAUAGGCAACGCGCUAAGAUACACAGUCUGACCAAUUUGAAGAUUCUGAAAGCGGCUAUGGAAAUCACACGAGACCCGGAUGGUGCAAUUCUCUACAUAAGGUACGAGGACUCCUGCGAGGCUCGAGUUGGUAAGGAUGUCGAUCGCAUUGCUCUUGUCAGAAGAAUCUUGGAUAAGGAUACCGGAUCCUUAAGUCUUGUUGGUUGUAAUCAGAGCUUCAUAGCAAGUGCUGUCCUCGAAGCUGGCUCGUCGUCUGCACAAGACUGA
This is a messenger RNA of Microthlaspi erraticum, 585 nucleotides long. Lineage: Eukaryota; Viridiplantae; Streptophyta; Magnoliopsida; Brassicales; Brassicaceae. The record is from the annotation of a GenBank genome assembly.